This is a messenger RNA of Triticum turgidum subsp. durum (durum wheat), 1437 nucleotides long. The record is from the annotation of a GenBank genome assembly. NCBI's taxonomy places the organism in Eukaryota, Viridiplantae, Streptophyta, Magnoliopsida, Poales, Poaceae.
AUGGCGGGGUCGAGGUUCGGGUCGUUCAAGUCGGACAAGGGGGACUCGGCCGCGGCGGCCGCGGCGCCGCCCCAGAGGAAGGACCCGUAUGAGGUGCUCGGGGUGGCCCGCACCGCCACCGACCAGGAGAUCAAGAGCGCCUUCCGCCGCAUGGCGCUCAAGUACCAUCCGGAUAAGAAUGCUGAUGACCCUGUCGCAUCAGACAAGUUCCAGGAAGUCACCUUUUCUUACAGCAUUCUCUCGGAUCCCCAUAAAAGGCGGCAGUACGACACGUCAGGAUUCGAGGCCAUCGAAACUGAUAGCCAGGAAUUGGAGCUGGACCUAUCCAGUCUCAAUACCGUAAACACCAUGUUUGCAGCUAUUUUCAGCAAGCUUGGUGUACCAAUUAAGACAACUGUUUCAGCAACCGUUUUGGAGGAAGCAUUAAAUGGGUCUAUUGUGGUUUCCCAGCUCCAGCUAGGAAACUCUGUGCGCAAGAAGGUGGAAAAGCAAACAGCUCAUUUUUAUUCUAUAGACAUCACAGAACAAGAAGCUAAGAAGGGGCUAGUUUGCCGUGUGCAUUCAACUGAAAAAAGCAAAUUUAAGAUCCAAAAUUUAAGUCAUAUAGGACAUGGCACAAUUUUGACGAUGAUGCUAGUAAUUGUUUUGGCUGAUGAAGUUCUAAGGGGACUUGCAUUUUGGAUCGGAUGUAGUAUAUCACUACUCUUGGUCCUGCUGCUUUAUUUUGAGCUCGAAGAAAAUGGUGGGUUGAGCCUUGCACUGCAGGAAGAUAGCGUAAAAUCCAGCAAAGUUUCUUCUGCAGGAAUGUACUUUCUUGGGUUCCCCGUGUAUCGUUUUGAGCAAAAUAACUCAGUGAGUUUACUAAAGUUCUUCUCUUUGGGUUAUCCAAGUGAUUGGAUGAAAUUUUCCACCUUUCUAAGCUACGGUUACUUUCAGGCACCAGCUGCGAAGGAUCCUGAUAGUGCAUUCUUUAAAAGGUUGGAUAGUUUCCAACCAUGUGACAUUAAUGAACUGAAACCAGGAACCCACUUUUUUGCCGUCUAUGGUUCUUUCUUUGCACAUCUAGCAUGGAAGAGCUACAUUCUUAAACAACACAAUUUGCAGGUCUUGGCAAAGUUCACUGAAAUGACUAGCAAAUACACACAAGAAAUGCAAAUGAUUGAUGAGCUUCUUAAUGAAAGGAAUGUAAUCCAUGCAUCCUAUACCAACAAUCCACCUCUAAAACGGACUUCGAGCAGGAAUAAAUCUAAAUCAUCACCUUCUUUCAAAUAUGAUGAAGAAAAAAACCAGAGGAAAGAAAAGAAAGUGAAGGAUCAGCACAUGGAAGCCUGCGGAAGCGAAGAUGACGACUCGAGUGAUAAGAAAACCAAAGAGCGGUUCCCAAGGAAGAGAUGGCUAAACAUUCCUUUCAAAGUUGACAGGAGAAAGCCAUGCUGA